AGCGGCCGGGGAGGAGGAGCGGUUGCCACUAGAGGACAGUGGCUGAUGUUCGAGGAGGGGAAAUUGGUUCCUCCUCUGCAGGCCUUGCUUCCUCUUCCGCCGGGAUAGGGCUCAGCUUCCCGGGCAGGAAACCUGCAGCUGGGGCUGAGCCGCUGCCACUGCCCGGCGGUGUCUGUGCGGGGAGAGCCCUGCAACAACCCCCCUCUGUGCCCAGCUGCGAGGACUUUCUGCGGUGGCUGGAACCAGCCCCUGGGCAGCUCCGGGCUCUGCCGACACCAGCCCCUGAGCCGGAGUCUGCAGGGGCCAGUGGUCGGCGAGGAGGUGGCUGUGUAUUCCACCAUGGAGCCAUGCGUCCUACUGGAUCCUCACCAAAAAGCCCUGUACAGGGACGUCAUGCAAGAAAGCUACGACACCCUGAUGUCACUGGAAUUCCCCUUCCUGAAAGCGGAGGUGAUCUCCCGGGUGGAACCGUGUCACAGAGGCUCCAAGGAGAGGGAGAUCCCAGCUGCAUCUGGCACAGGUGUUGGGACAGCGAGUGAAACUGAGGAGGAGAAUCCCCCGAAGGAAGGCCCUGAGCCAGUGGAACCACAAGGGAUGCUGCCAGGAGGAUUUUCAGGAGCCGUUUGCCAGAGGCCUGCUGGGGUGAGGCUGGGAGGGGCAGGGAGGAGACAGGGCAAACCCGCCCCCCAGGAGCCCAGCCCAGAGAAACUGCAGGACAUCACGGCUCAUCAGCAGACGCCCCAGGGCCAGAAGCCCUACCGGUGCCAGGACUGUGGCAAGAGCUUCAUCUGGAGCUCGCACCUGGAGCGGCAUCGGCGCGUUCACAUAGGCGAGCGCCCCUACACCUGCCCUGAGUGUGGUGAGCGCUUCACCCAGAGCUCCCACCUCCAGCAGCACCAGCUGGCCCAUGGCAGCGAGCGCCCCUACAAGUGCAGCGACUGUGGCAAGCGCUUUGGUGACCCGCAAGCCCUGGCAACCCACCAGCAUGGCCACCUGGAGGACAAACCCUAUCGCUGCACCCAGUGUGGCAAAGACUUUGCCUGGAGCUCCCACCUGGAGCGUCACCGGCGUGUCCACACUGGCGAGCGGCCAUACCGGUGUGGGGAGUGCGGGGAGACCUUCGCCCAGAGCGCCCACCUCACCAAGCACCACCGGACCCACACUGGGGAACGCCCCUACUGCUGCCCCCACUGCGGGAAAGGCUUCGGGGACAGCUCUGACCUCACGCGACACAAACGGACCCACGCGGCUGGGAGCAUCAGGCAGCACCAACGACCCACUCGCAAGCAGAGCCCAGCCAAACCCAGGAAAGCUGAGCAGAAGGGGAAAUGCAGCUGCUGCAGCCAGAGCAUUGGGGAGAGCUUGGGGCCACCGCAGUGGCAGCAGGGUCCCCAGUGCCAGGACUGCAGGCUGGGCUCCAAGCCCUGGAGAGCCCACCAGGAUGGGGCAUGUGGCUUCUUCAGGAAGAGCUCAGAACUGCUCCAGGGUUCAGAGGCCCCAGGACCCCAGCCCGAGCGGAAAUCCCACCCCUGUGGGCACUGUGGGAAGGUCUUUGCCUGGAGCUCACACCUGGAGCGGCACCAACGUGUCCACACCGGCGAGCGGCCCUAUGCCUGCCCCGAGUGUGGUGAGCGCUUCGCCCAGAGCGCCCACCUUACCAAGCAUCGCCGGACCCAUACCAGCGAGCGACCCUAUGCCUGCACCCACUGCGGGAAGGGCUUCGUCGAGAGCUCUGACCUGGUGCGGCACCGGCGCACCCACACCAGAGAGAAGCCCUACAGGUGCGGGCAGUGUGGGAAAGGCUUCAGCAUCCGCUCAGCCCUCGCCAAGCAUCACAGGGAGCACGCGGGGGGCACGCCGUGAGCAGUUGCCACCGAGAGCCUGCCCCAGGCUGCCCCCGUCCCCUUCUCAGGGAGAGAAGAGGAGAUCCCGGCACUUCCACUUCACAUCACCCGCUUGGGAGAAGGCCCCCGGGAUGGCCGGAGGGCCUUUAGACCGAGACCCGCCCAGGACGGCCCGACGGCCUCACUACCUCUGAAAACCUCUGAAAGCACACUUCCAGCUUUAGUACCGAUGUGUCCUAAAAGUGACUCUUCAAACGUGGCCAUUUCGUCACCCUAGAGCGCCCUGCAAUCACAGGGGCUCCGUUUCCCAGCAAUAAGAUCUUUUUUCUCACUGCCAGCCCUGGGAUGGAAGAGAAGUGCUGGGUUCUUUCCUUCUCACUCAUCAUCACCAGGAAUAAAGGGUUCACGGGGCAAAUGUUUGCUUGUGCAGACCCUUGCACCCUCAACCUCUGCGACCCCCCAUGACAGAUUUCAUGCCCCGAGGGCCAUACAUAGGUUGACCUGCACCCCUGGUGGAAAAGCAGAUAGGUUGAUAGAAAGAUUUUUCCAUCCACCUCACUACUGCCUCUCUGAGAAGUGGAUUUACUGCAUCACUGGAAAAUCCCCUUUUGUCAGCAUAGGCAGUGUCUACACUACAGUGCUACAACAUCCCAGCUGCAACGCCGUAUAUGUGCUGCUGCCGUGGCUGUAGAGCAGACGUGGCCUCAGAAACAGUUCUGUUGUGGUUGCCCAGGGUGGGAUGGGGCAGUUGCAGGGUAAACGGGAGAUAGAGGCAGCGAGCACUCGAGGCCCGAUUCUGCUAUGGGCAGCGGGGCGGAGAAAAGGGGCCAGUCUUGCGGGAUACGUUCUCAUAUUGCAAUCACAAGGGGGAAAAUGUGCUCUCUCCACCACCAGCCUACACAGCUGGGACUCCUUUACACCAGGAUGACCGAGAGGGGAACCAGCCCCUUUAAACUUUCUUUAAAGAGCAUUGAGCGUUAAAGAGGAUGGGCCCAGCACUCACUGGUUGACCCUAAAAGAAAGUGGCAAAUAACCAGCCGGGGGAUCUGGCUUCAGGGGUUUCAGAGUCUGGCUGGUCCAAAUUUUAAUUUUUCAUUCCAUUCCAAGAAUGACAUUUUUUUCAUGAAAAAUCUUUUGUUCCUUUUUUUUUUUUUUAAGGAUAAAAAAAAAUCUGACAU
Molecule: messenger RNA, 3022 nt
Organism: Dermochelys coriacea (leatherback sea turtle)
Lineage: Eukaryota; Metazoa; Chordata; Testudines; Dermochelyidae
Product: zinc finger protein 436-like
Exons: 4
Coding region: 340-1863 (507 amino acids)
Biological process (GO): negative regulation of transcription by RNA polymerase II
Molecular function (GO): DNA-binding transcription repressor activity, RNA polymerase II-specific
Source: RefSeq, a predicted model, not a curated record